Molecule: messenger RNA, 2823 nt
Organism: Rhizoctonia solani
Lineage: Eukaryota; Fungi; Basidiomycota; Agaricomycetes; Cantharellales; Ceratobasidiaceae
Product: phagocyte signaling-impaired protein
Exons: 17
Coding region: 1-2823 (940 amino acids)
Biological process (GO): N-terminal peptidyl-methionine acetylation
Cellular component (GO): cytoplasm; NatB complex
Molecular function (GO): protein binding; protein-N-terminal amino-acid acetyltransferase activity
Source: RefSeq, a predicted model, not a curated record
AUGUCUGAUCGUAAACUUCAGCCUAUCUAUGGCGAGUACAAUAAUUGUUCCUUCAUGGAUACUCACUUACUAAAAAUGAAUGCAGAGGCACUGGAUUCGGCAACCCCAAAAUUAGCUCUUCAAUUGUGUAACAAGGCACUCAAAAAACAACCAGAUUCAGCUCUCAUCAAGUCCUUGAAGGCUUUGGCUCUCAUUCGAGCUGGUAAACUCGAAGAAUGCAUUGCCCUGGCGGACCAGUUGGUUGCAGCCAAGCCCGUUGACGAAAACGUUCUAAGUACCUUGGCGCAUGUACUGAGGGCUUUGGAUCGGCCUCAGGACGUGGUAAACUUGUAUGAUGAUGCGUACAAGCAACAUCCAAAUAACGAGGAAUUGGGAUGUCAAGCAUUUAUUGCCAUGGCCAAAAUGGGAUCAUGGAGAACAGCACAACAGACGGCACUUCGCCUCAACCGUACAUUCCCGACAUCGGUCCCAGAGAGUCGAUACGCCUUCUGGGCAAUCUCAUGCAUGAUGAUGCAAGCACGUGCACCCGAUACUCCCCGCACAAUGAAACCAACGUUGCUAGGUUUAGCCUUGCGAAUGAUCGAGGCGUUGCCGAAACCCGGUGCUGCCGCAACUCCGGACAAAGUUUGGCUACACAUGUCGGUUCUGAUUGACCUAGGCAAACUGGAAAAGGAAGAUGGAGCGAAUGAUUCGGAGAAAGGCAUCAACCGCUUCAACAAAGCCCUGGAACUUAUAGUACAGUCCCAACAGGUUGUGCAGAGCAGUCUUGUCUGCGAGGAGCUUCGGAAAGAAGCUAUGAUGCUCGCAGAACGCUAUGUGGAAGAACGGGAAAUUUGCAAGACUAGACUUGAAGCCAAUGACCGAAACUACAUUCAGUUUGGUGGUCUCAUUGAAACAACACUAGCGAUUAUCAAAAAACAACAAGCUGGUGAAACACCGAUCCCUGCGCCACCUGCGGAAGGUGAAACCGAACCAAAGCCGGUCCCCGGUUCCGAAGAGUUAUACGCCGAGACAGUUGACAUCUUCACCAAGAUCUCACAAAAGGAUGGAGCUGACGAGCGUGCUGCGCCUUUGGCUUUGAUUCAGUUCGAAGUGGAUAGGAGAAAGACGGAUAUUAAACUAGACUCUGUUGCACCUGACAACCUCUACCUUCUACUCACAAAAUACUUUGAGAAAAUCGGAAGCAAGGCGUGCUGCUACGACGACCUUGCCGAUGCAAUUGCAAGUUUGCCGGAGGACAGUUCGGAGUUGAGCAAGUGGAUCAAGUUUUUGGAAGACCAGACUGAAGACCUUGCUAGCGUCAACGGGUUGAGGAGAGCAGUUAAUGUCGCCAAAAUGCUACGUACUGGGAAACUAACCGUAGAGAAAAUCUCGCCAGAGGAUGAAGCGACAUCUGCACGCAAGUAUCUCAAAGCCUAUCUGGACGCGGCUCCAAUCUGCGAAAAUUAUCCGGAAACUGAACAGCAACCUCGUGAUGACCUCGCAAUCCUGGCGGCAUCCGCGAUGGUUUCCGCAUACAGCGGCUCAGGGAAAACAUCUUACCUAACCCAGGCUGUUGUUAUUCUCGAAUAUGCUCUGUCAAAGUCCUUACAACGCUCGCUUCCGUAUUUUGCUCGUGCUCCUACCCUGGCUCAUGAGCAUUACAAGGGAUUACGUAUCAAACAAACUCAACAUGAUACCCUGUCGCACCUCGUGUUAGCCCGUGCAUCAACUUUUUGCAUGGCUGGUGACAGUGAACUCGUUGGCGAAUGCAUCGAAAGCAGCCAGAUCUAUACCGCCAAUGUUCAGGAAACCCCGGAACUGGUGGCGCGUGCAUUCGUGGGAGAAAAGUUUGCUCAGGUUCCAAAUUUUGUUGAAUUUGAGGAGAAGCUAGAAUGUUCUUUGCAGCGUGAUUUGACAAAGAUGGAACACACCAGGAUGCGGCUUGGAUUUGAGGCACAAGCCGUCGAAAGCCUGGUGCUUGAGCUUCAGGAUUUACAGUUAACCAUUGUUAGAGCCCAUCACGAUAACCGCGAUAUGAGCGUAAUUCCCAACUACCAACCUCGAGGCCAAAAUAUAGUUGACCAAACUUCCAUGGGACCGUCCCCUGGCCUCCCUUGGCUCAACGUAUUCCUUCAAAUCUAUAUCCGCGCAUUGGAAGACUCGCUCGGUCCAUCUCAUUUCACUGGGCGCGAAUAUAGUUUCGAUGACGAGUCUCAGCUGACGCCACUGGAAGUCGAGUUCCGAAAGUUUACGGACAACCUGAACGAAUGGCUCGUCAUUCGGGAGCUUCCCAAGACUGAAAAGGCCACUCCAGAAAAUGGAGAUAAUACCAACGGAGGCUCUGAAACACCCAAAGCGCUGCCGAUGUGCGCGCAUGUACCCGUCCGUAUUGCUCUCCACACGUGUACCGAUAAACAUUGGUCAGGGUUAUACAAGAAGUUUGACGAAAUCUCAAAAGACGAAACAAAACUUCCCUGGGAGUCCUUGCAUAUCGCAGGGUUGGCCCAAGAGGCGCUGGUCUUGUUCGAGAUUCAGAGCGCACAAUUCAAGGUUCCUACUACUGGCAAGGCGAAAAAGGAACCGGUUGCUCAAGGAAUCAAGGGCAUUCGGCCACGAGCGAGCAAAGCACUAAAAGAUCUGGCAGCGGCCAUGGUUGCGUUUGGGGAGGAGGCGGGCUCAGAAGCCAAGCAGAAAUCGUUUGUGGAAGACUGCAAGGAUCUCGAAGAGUUUACCGGGGCCAAAGCGCAAACACUAGUGAACAACAUAGCCAAACGCGUUGCCGGAGCCCGCAAGAGCGUAUUCGAAGGGUGGGGCAAGGGAAUGCUCCGUUCUUUGAUCUAA